Clavispora lusitaniae ATCC 42720 is the source of this 1377-nucleotide messenger RNA. RefSeq names its product mannose-6-phosphate isomerase (gene PMI1). Gene Ontology annotation, biological process: carbohydrate metabolic process; GDP-mannose biosynthetic process. Lineage: Eukaryota; Fungi; Ascomycota; Pichiomycetes; Serinales; Metschnikowiaceae. The record is from RefSeq and is a predicted model, not a curated record. Gene Ontology annotation, molecular function: mannose-6-phosphate isomerase activity; zinc ion binding. Gene Ontology annotation, cellular component: cytosol.
AUGGACCGCGUUUACUCCAGCCUCACCAUUUUCAACCACCAACUACUUUUCUCACCAAUGUCCAAAUUAUUCAGAAUCGACUGCGGCUACCAGAACUACGACUGGGGCAAAAUCGGCUCGUCUUCUGCGGUCGCGCAGUACGCGGCCAAAUCCAACCCGGCCACCGUCAUUGACGAGAAAAAACCAUAUGCCGAAUUAUGGAUGGGAACACACCCAUCUGUGCCAUCCAAAGUGGUGGACGAGGCGGCAUUAGAGGGCAAAUACUUGCGUGAUGUCGUGUCUUCGGACGCUGCCACAUACUUGCAUCCUUCUGUCGUGCAGAAGUUUGGCUCCGACAAGGAAUUGCCAUUUUUGUUCAAGGUGUUGUCCAUCGAGAAAGUCUUGUCGAUCCAGGCCCACCCAGACAAGGCUUUGGCGAGACAGCUCCAUGCCAACGACCCCAAAAACUACCCGGACGACAACCACAAGCCGGAAAUGGCCAUUGCCGUGACGGAUUUCGAGGGUUUCUGCGGUUUCAAGCCUUUGGACCAGAUUGCCCGCACGCUUUCCUCCAUUAGCGAGUUUGCUGACAUCAUUGGCGAAGACGUCACUGCCGAGUUUGUGCAAGGCAUCAAGCCCAGCGCAGAAAUCGGCUCUGAAGACGACAAAGCCAACCGCAAGUUGUUGCAAAAGGUUUUCGGCCGCUUGAUGAACACCAGCGACGACGAAAUCACAAAGAAGUCGGCGCUUUUGGUUGAGAGAGCAGAAAAGCAGCCACAGACUUUGGACGCCUUGGCUCCGGGCUUGGCAUCUUUGGUGUUGAGAUUGAACAAGCAGUUUCCUAACGACAUUGGCUUGUUCUGCGGCUGUUUGUUGUUGAACCACGUUCGUCUCAACGUGGGCGAGGCCAUGUUUUUGCAGGCCAAGGACCCCCAUGCCUACAUUUCCGGUGACAUCAUCGAAUGUAUGGCCGCGUCCGAUAAUGUUGUGAGAGCUGGAUUCACUCCCAAAUUCAAGGACGUCAAGAACUUGGUCGACAUGUUGACGUACUCGUACGAGUCUGUGGAAAAGCAGAAGAUGCCAUUGUUGCCUUUUGCCAAGUCUCGCGGCGACGCCGUUAAGUCUGUCUUGUAUGAUCCACCUAUUGCCGAGUUUUCCGUGUUGCAGACAAUUUUCGACAAGAAAGCGGGCCAGAAACAGGUUUUCGACGGCUUUGAAGGCCCCUCCAUUGUCAUUGCCACAAACGGAAGCGGCACAAUCAGAAUCAAGGGACAAGAGGCCAAGAAGGUCGAAACUGGCUACGUUUUCUUUGUUGCGCCGGAAACAGAAAUCGAGUUGGAAUCGUCUUCCACCGAUGCGCCAUUCACUACUUACAGAGCUUUUGUCGAGGGCAAAUAA